UUUUGUUUUUUUGGUUUUUUUUUUUGGUUUAACUGAUUACAGAUUAGCUAUUGCUUGAUUCACUCAAACUUGUAUUAGCCUAGUCUUAACUGUAAAUUCCCUUGGUGUUGCUUAUUUUAACUUAUUUUUCACCUUAGAUAUGCAGAUAUUUGGGAAGUAUUGUACUCUGUGGACCUCUCUGUGUUAAAAUGGCAUUAAAGGUGCACUCAGCAAUUUUUCCUCAUAAAAAAAAAAAAAAACAAAGAAAUUAAUCAUAGCUAAUUUUGAAACAAAUUAAUAAAAUCAUGAGCACUUAGAUGGGAUUGAAGACUUUAGUCAUAUCAGUAAUCUUAUAAAAGCUGUUUUAUUCUACAUGGACAGAGUCCCCUCAUGGAGGAUGCCAUUAUAGGAUCACAUGACCAGACAAAUACCACUUUCUUAGUAACUGCCCUGUUUCUGGACACUUUCAUUCAUGGAUUCAAUUAAUCAUGGAUAACUGUGAAUAGUGAAUUUCUACAAAGCCAUUGGUAACUGAAAACUAUUGCAUUUGAAUGAUGCUGCAUCCAUACCCCCUAGGUAUUAGUGUAUGUCGAAGAUGGCAUAUAAAAAAUAAAAAUAAAAUACUGAGUGCACCUUUAAAGGGUCAGGGCAAAAAUGGGACUUUUAAUUAAAGGACUGUCACUCUGCAAAUACUUUGCAAGAACUGAUCCCCAGGAACACAUUAGGAUUCAGCCAUAAUAGUAAUGAUAAGUAAUCUCUAAGUCAUGGGGUGUUACAUGGGUUGCCUACCCAGGUCCCCUCUUCGUGAAUCUGUUAUAAGUCAAUCUAACAUUGUGUUCCAUUCAGAAGUGAUCAUCCCUUCAAAGACUAUACCCUCCACUGUGAGAACUUUAGAGGGCUGAUAGGUGUCGAGCUACAAUUAUGAACUUACUUUUUAAGUAAUUUGUAUUGGAAGUUCUUUUUGGAAUGGCCAUACAGUAUGGCAACCAUGAUUGUUCUCCCUUUAAAGUGCACUCUAAUUAUAUUUUUCUUUUUUUAAGAUUGACCCGUUUCAAUUUAAAUAACAGAAUUCCAUCAAAUUUAAUUGAGUAAUCUUUAAAUAAAUAACAUUUAAAAAAUGAUAUAUAUUAAAUGUUAUUUAAUUUUGUUAAAACAUUGCACAAUUCAAUUGGAUGGAAUUUUGUUCCAUGAAAUUCAAAUGCAUAAAUCUUACAAUUAGGUGGGCCUUCUAAAGACAUCUUUUAUGCCAUUUGGAUCUAUCCAAUGAGGAGAUCCUGUGGUGGAUAUUAUGCUAAGAGAAUAUGCAAAGAGAAUAAAAGAUUUCUCUCUCUCUCUCUCUUUUAUAAUUUACAUAUAUCUUUUAAUUAUUUAAUUUGUCUAAUUUUACACCAACUGCCCAUCUACUGCCAACUGUAUUAUAAAUGCUUUUUCAAAACUUAUGCAAGGGAUCUGCUUAUCUUCACAAAAUGGCUGUGUCCUCAUGUGUAGCUGUAUGUUUUGCAUGUUGCAGGUGUUUUAGAUAAGCCACCCAACACACUGAACAGUGUGUCCAUGUGCUUGCUGGUGGGAUAGAUCUAGUAAAGGACUCGACCUCCUUUUGAGGACACAAACUCUGAUGUUUUUGUUUGUGUGCGCACCACUAUGUCUAGAAUGAAUAAAUGUAGAAACUUUUCUCUUAAAACUUAGAAAAAAAUACUAAUUAAUUUUUUCUUUGUUGUUUCAGAUUGGUAUUUUUAGGCCAAUUUAUUUUGUAUUUGUGUAGCAUAUAUCAUUAAAAAAAAAACUAAUACAUUAUUAGCAAUGUUUGUAACGUACUUGAUUAAAAUCAUAUUGCACUAAAAUCAGGCAGUAAAUUGAGAUGUGCACCAGUCUGCCAGGAAACAACUUCAGUUUACAAGGGGGUACUAGGCUGAUACAUUGAGUGCAUCUGAGGAAUCAAAUCAAAUCAAAUCAAAUCAAAUCAAAUCACUUUAUUGUCACACAGCCAUAUACACAAGUGCAAUGGUGUGUGAAAUUCUUGGGUGCAGUUCCGAUCAACAUAGCAGUCGUGACAGUGAUGAGACAUAUACCAAUUUACAAUAAACAUCAAAUUAACACAACACAAUUUAAACAUCUGUUAUACAUAAUUACACUCAACUUAAAACAUCAAAUUAACACAACACAAUUUAAGCAUCUGUUAUACACAUAAUUACACUCAACAAUAUACAAAUAUUAACAUACACUGUACAGUAUACAAUACGCUGUUUUUAUUUUACUAUAUAGAUACACAUUAUUCAAUAAAAAUUAAAAAUUAAAAUAUAUAUAACGACUAGAAGAACUAGUCGUUGAGAGUUUUGUAUGAGGCUUAGUAGCAAGUAUACUUGAUUUCCAACUGUAUAUUCUUCUUUGUUAUUUAUGUAUGUCUGUAAAAUAAUCUGUACUUAUUACUUUCAGACAGACAGAAAGUCUGAUUGCAAAGUCUACACACAUUUCUCAUAAUUUUUUCUGUAUAUUCUGAGCAGCCAGUCAUGGACCAACACAGUUGUUGCACAAUUGUUUGAUCUCUAUUGUGGUAUCAACUAUUUCAGAUUUACCCACCCCUAAAGAGUGCCUAUGAUUUUAAACCUCUUUUUUAUAAGUUCUGUUCAUUUAUUUAUGUGUACAAUUUUUUUUGCUUUUUAAUGUGUGUCCUGUCACAUCAAUCAAAAUGUUAAUAACGUUGUAAAAUGUACUGUAAGAUCUUGUAAAGUAAGGAAAGUAAUUGGCCAAUAACAUUCUGGUGGCACAUUCUCCAUCCUUGUCUGGAAUGUUCAACUCAAGGUUUAUUUGCCCAACCUUCAGCAUCUGUUUGAGCAGAUGCCCAAAUCCCCAUAUUUUCCCCAAUCCUGUUCUAAUAAGAUAAUGUUAGUUGAGGAGGUGUAGUCUAGUGGUAUAACAAAUAGAUGUGAUGGCCUAUAAAUAUAAAUUUUUGCUGGUGUUCUUUACAUCAAACACAGGUUUUAGCCUUGUAUCCAAACAGGUAAGACAAAGCCUAAAUGGCUUUUACUUUUGCUUAAUGCUUAAUCCUGAAAUGUCUAUUUUUUGCCCAAAAUGUAAAACUACAAAUUUUCAGCAAUAUAGGUAACAUUAUUCAUUAAAUUCUUGCAGAAAGAUUCCUGUUUAUGCUCAUUAAAUGUAUCUCCUUUUGCAGGUGAAACUGAGAGAAUGCAAACUCUACAGGUUCUGUCUCUGACUCUGCUGUCUGUGCUGGCAGUCAGCGCUCAGUCCAUCAGCUCAGGAGCAUGCCCACAACCUCCUGUUCAACAAAACUUUGAUCCUACUAGGUAUGUGGGCAGAUGGUACGAGAUCAUGAAAAUUCCAUCAAAGUUCCAAUUAGGAGAGUGCUGUCAGGCUACUUAUGCUCUGAGUAAUGGUAUUGUGCUGGUUCGAAAUGAUGAGCUUCUUGCUGACGGCACUAUCAGCUUCAUUGAGGGAACCGCCAAGAUCGUAGAUGAAUCAGAGCCUGCCAAACUGGAAGUCAGCUUCUUUGAGGAUGCUCCUCCUGCCCCAUACUGGGUGUUGGCUACCGAUUAUGACAACUACACCCUGGUUUAUGCCUGCUCAGAGGCCCUCGGUCACCACGUUGAGUAUGCCUGGAUCAUGAGCAGGACUCGCACACUUCCCAAGGAUACUGUCUCUGAGCUGCUAGACAUUCUCAAAUCUCAUAGUGUCAAUAUCGACCUGUUCUCCGAGACUGACCAGAGACCAGAGCUGUGCAGCGGCAUGCCUUAAUGUAGCAUCCUUGAAUGAUAAGCCCCUGGAGACGUGUUGUGUUCUAAUUAUUUAAAAACAAUAUAAAUGUAAGCUCUAACUUCUAAAACAGAUUUUCAGCCAGUACUUUGAGGUGUAGGAAUGCAGAUUUGCAGUUUGUACACUCCAACAUCUGUUGAGUACAAAUUAACUGAACUUUUCCUUUACUGUUAUAAAAGCAGCAAAUGGUGCCGCCAGUAAGCUUUUGGGUGUGCCUUUGGGGCUUUUUAUUUUUGCUUCUGUUCAGUUCUUUAUCAA
Myxocyprinus asiaticus (Chinese sucker) is the source of this 4005-nucleotide messenger RNA. Its product is annotated as apolipoprotein D-like. Gene Ontology annotation, molecular function: lipid binding. The transcript has 4 exons. Gene Ontology annotation, biological process: tissue regeneration; lipid transport; brain development. NCBI's taxonomy places the organism in Eukaryota, Metazoa, Chordata, Actinopteri, Cypriniformes, Catostomidae. The record is from RefSeq and is a predicted model, not a curated record. Bases 3163 to 3729 code for a protein of 188 amino acids.